Molecule: messenger RNA, 1539 nt
Organism: Rhizoctonia solani
Lineage: Eukaryota; Fungi; Basidiomycota; Agaricomycetes; Cantharellales; Ceratobasidiaceae
Exons: 7
Coding region: 1-1539 (512 amino acids)
Biological process (GO): regulation of DNA-templated transcription
Cellular component (GO): chromatin; nucleus
Molecular function (GO): DNA binding
Source: RefSeq, a predicted model, not a curated record
AUGCCUCCCACCCAAGCACACUCCAAGCCUGUCAGCUAUGAUGAAUAUGUCAUUCGAGUGACCGCGCUCAUGACCAAAGAAAAAGGAUCGAUCGACCAGCCCUCCCUAUAUACCACAACACUGUCUUCGUCUACAGCUGGCAUCCAAACAUGGGCUUCGGGCUUCCACAGACUCGUCGACAUCAUGCUUGUUCUUCACAAACGCGAUGAGCUCCAAAUAGAAACACUUAACAGAGCAUCUCAGGCAUGCUCUGAGUGUUGGACUAUGACCUGCGCCUUUCAGGGGCUGCAAGACGCGAGAACUGGUGUCCGCAGUAUUGCGGCACGUCUGCAGGGCAUCCUUGAUCCAAACGGCAUCGAAUACAAGGGAGAGAAAGUUUAUGUUCCUUAUCUACAGGGUAUCAAAGUUGUUUUGUUUUGCGAAAACAUUGCGCUCAGCGCGCUAACUUUUCCCCGCGGGUUGACAGCCUCUGACAUCAUGAACCAAUUACCAUCUCUGGAUCACCAGACCGGUCAUCAACCGUAUCUACAACAAGCACAUUUUGCUGCCCCGCACCAACACCAACCACAGCAUCAAACACAAUCGACAUCCGUGUCUCCACAACCCCAGUAUUAUACCACGCCCCAAGACCAUGCAGGCGGAUAUGUGAAUGCUCAGUCGUAUGGUAACCCUCAACAAGGACCAUACACUGUCCCCACGGCAAGUAUGCAACAACACCCACAAGUUGCGCCUGCCCGCGCGAGCAUGGUUCCCCCACGAAGCAUCACUCAAGAAACAUACCAAUCCCCUGUGAUCGCCCAACCGGGAUCAGACUGGGCUAAAGAUCUCAUCAGGCAGGCCAAGGCUUCGGAAUUAAAAAAACACUCUCUCACUUUACAAUUACACACAGCUCAAAUUAUAUCGGCUCAUUCAUCACUCGAGCAGAAGAAUAAGAAGCUGGAAGAUGCCAAAACUCAAAAAGAAUGGCUUGAAUCUGAACGUGCGCGCUUACUCGACGAACUUCGGCAAGUUGAUUUGAGUGAAUCGGCGCUUCAGAGGGAGGUCAACGAACUCAAAAACAAAAUCAAGGCUAUUACAGAAGGGGAAUACGGGGCCGCCAAAAACGAAGUGGAGAUGAUUCGCAAGGAACUUGGACUUUCUCCUUUGCCGAGUCUGCAGACUACUCUGGAGGAGAAAGGCGCCAGAGGCUUCAUUCCAUACACUUCAGUAUUCGGAGCGACUGACGUUGGGCCAUCACGCACUGGAAGUAACCACAAACGACGACUGGACCAACCGGAUAAUGAAACCCCUACUGCAGAUGCCGAAAUACCCGCAACUGUACCAACAUCAGUGAUACAAUCUCCGCAGGGCAAUGAAACGAUACCAGACAAACGUGGACCAGGACGCCCGCGCAAAGUAGACACAAACGGUAACUUGUCCCUUCCAGGCCCACCGACUGAACCAGGGCGGGAUGGUGUGUCUCCCACUAAGCGCCCCCGCGGACGACCCAAGGGUUCCAAGAAUAAGCCCAAGGUUAUCUCGGAUCCGACAAGCGUUUAG